Messenger RNA from Branchiostoma floridae (Florida lancelet), 763 nucleotides. RefSeq names its product pancreatic secretory granule membrane major glycoprotein GP2-like. NCBI's taxonomy places the organism in Eukaryota, Metazoa, Chordata, Leptocardii, Amphioxiformes, Branchiostomatidae. Bases 24 to 725 code for a protein of 233 amino acids. The record is from RefSeq and is a predicted model, not a curated record. The transcript is spliced from 4 exons.
UAUUCUCUUACUACAGUUUUAGGAUGUUCAGUUUCUACCGUGCUGUAUGGUGGGUAGCCGCUUGCUGUUGUUUACAAGCAUGUUCAUCAGACCCAUGUACAGACUACACUGCAGACGAAGAGCCAAAGCGCAGCACUCAGUACAACGUUACCGCGAACUCUACUUUACUAUGUGAUCUCGGCCUCUCUACUGGAUGGUACCGCUUUACAAGCGCGGCCGGUGGAGAGAUACCAACCACCUGCCCUCCGCAAUUUGCAUGCGGUACCCACGAACCCAUGUGGUUAAACGGCACCCAUCCGGUAGUUGAGGAUGGGGAAGUCGACCGGACUGUCUGCGUACAUCACCUUGACCAAAGCGGAAGUGAUUGCUGUGGUUUGCAGGUUAACAUCCGGGUUAGAAACUGUAGCGGCUUCUAUGUGUACUACCUGACAAGCCCGCCAGGGUGCGACAUGGCGUACUGUGCAGGGACAGAGACACCGUGCCCUGCUGGGACCACCUCCUCAAAUUCUGACUUCACACCAGGAUGUUUCACUCCCAACAACCCGGCUGUGACGACCAACACAGCAGCAGUGAUCGUUCCUGUGCUGUGUAUCGUGUUCAUGCUGCUGUUUCUCGGGGGCGGACUGAUACUGUACAAGGGGAAGCGCUACGGACAUGAGAGAAGCGUGCACGUAUCGCCCAGCCCUGUCAGAAGGAAAUACAGCGUACCGACCAUUGAUGAGUGAAGUUUUUAGUUGAAAUUAGUAACGCAAUUUGGCAUACG